AUGAUAAGCUCGACGAUGAGCAACGGUAUUUCAGCCUCGCUUAACGCCACUAGCCUUGGACUUCAGAAUUCGAUGAAAAUCCUCAUCAUUGGCGCCGGCUCCACUGGCUUGGCUCUCGCGCAAGGUCUGAAGAAAGCAGGAAUACCUUUCGAUGUAUACGAGAAGGAAGAAAGGCCCCGCAAGAAAACAUGGACUAUGGGUGCUCACUGGGGCCUCGAGCCAUUGCGGCAUCUGGUUCCAGAGAAGGUCCUGGAGCAACUGGAGAGUACCCAGGUCGAUCCCCACGUGCCCACGAAAGACACGGACAGACUUCCGUUUAUCAACGGGAAAACAGGCGAGCUUCUAACCGAGAUACAAUCCUCCAAGUUCUACCGUGUUCGUCGCGACAAGUUUCGCCGUAUGCUUAUGGACGGUCUUGGCGAUCACCUGCACUGGGGAAAAGCCAUUAAUGAUCUCGUCUACUCUGACGACAAAUUGAGUGUGACGGCAAAAUUCGCCAAUGGCACGCAGGAUACGGGCUGUCUCCUUGUUGCUACGGAUGGUCCCCAUUCCACUGUUCGAACCCUGCUUCUUGGUGAGGACAAAGCCAAGGUAACACCCGUUCCUUAUGCAACCACCAUGUGUUACACACAACACACUAGGGAGCAUGCUCUGUUUCUUCGAUCGAAGCCUCAUAGCCCACUUUACCAGGUCGGUCCUCACCCAAAUGGCACCUGCGCCUGGCUCAGUCUUCACGAUGGUGAUGACAAGGAUCACCCUGAAAACUGGACCUUUUUCCAUUACAUUUCCUUCCCAGAGCCUGUCGACUAUAUCAACAACAGCACCAACCGUGAACUUAUCGCCCAUCAAAAGAAACUCGCCAAAGAAUUUGCCAACCCUUGGAAGAGCGUUUUCGCCUGGAUGCCUGAUGACACAGAAGUGUGGUACUCGAAGCUCCGCAACUGGGAUCCAAGCCUGCCAGAGCACCAGUGGGACAACAACUGGGGCCGGGUGACGCUGGCUGGUGAUGCAGCGCAUCCCAUGACUUUCCAGAGAGGACAAGGACUCAAUCAUGCACUCAAAGACGCUUUCACUGCAUUCAAAGCUGUAGAGACGUUCUGGAACCCUAAGGAGAUUGUUCCUGAAAAGAGAAAACAAGCCAUUGUGAACUACGAGACUGAAAUGAUUGACCGCACGGGGGAGGAAGUUAGGUUGAGCGAGAAGAACAGCGUUGCGGUGCAUGAUUGGGAACAGAUCAUGCAGAGCCCCUCUAUGAAGCAGGGGAUGCAAGUAAAGGUCGAAAAGAUCGCGACAUCUGAUAGUUGA
This is a messenger RNA of Fusarium sp. VM40, 1305 nucleotides long. The record is from the annotation of a GenBank genome assembly. NCBI's taxonomy places the organism in Eukaryota, Fungi, Ascomycota, Sordariomycetes, Hypocreales, Nectriaceae.